AUGCCAGACCUCUGCAGCUUCCUGGUGAACCUGAAGGAGUUGGGGGAGGCAUGUGUGAAAUUAACUUCUCCGACACGCCAGUCCACUGACUCCGUGGAAGUGCUGAUAUCUUCAACCAGCGAAGAGAAACGUCCCAAGGUACCCCCGAGAUCAAAACGUAUCGCCGCCUUACCCAGGAACGUCGCCAGCGAGGAAGAUUCAGUGGAUGCGGAUGUGGCGUCAGUGAGGAAUCGAUCAAAGCCGCCGGAACGGCCUAAGAGCAGCUAUCGUGGAGCCAUCAUUUCGGACGUCCCUUCGUCGUCGACGACUGCAGUGAAGCCAGUGACGGACCGGGGUUUGCAAAUUGUGCCGGAUGCCAGAGACGUUUGCGUGGGAGACAGUAAAGUGCACGUGGUGACGGAAGAGGACGGCGAAGAGGGUAUUUUGAAAAUGAGACAGCGUUUUCACGACAUGUUGGAUGAUGCGUUUAGAGCGUUUGGAAAUGAAGACCUGGUGAUGGCCAAGGUGGAGGUUAACUCUGGGGACUUGCCUCCGCCGUUGCCGGAGAAAAGAGCGAGAAGCGCAGCUGACUCGAGGGCAAAUUUUGACAGGCCGGAAAAGGCGAGACCAAUAUCUGCCCUGCUGAAAUCUGGCUCAACUGUGGCUGAUGGGAACGUGUUGACUCUCACUGUGCCGCCAAAACCAGCUUGGGGAACUGAUCCCAGGUUUGAUGUUGAUGUGCAAGCAUCAUCGGGUCAGUUUGUGCGUGGCCGUUCAAAUGCCCCACCCCCAAGCCCUGAGAUGAUGAUGGGAGACGGGCUGAGGAACUACGAGCCGAUUGACCCAGACUCCGGUUUGCGCAUGAAUGACCCAGCUGUGCCAGUCAUCAAGGCUAUCAAAGAAGAGCUGAAGCGAUUUGAUUCCACUCCUGCUGAAAAGUCUAGUUCAAAACGUGUCUAUCGUGUUCGGCUUUUGAAAGAGUCCCUAACCACUCCUUCGUUACCACCGCAGCAUUUGCAAUAUGCCGGGCAUUUGGAAAUCGCAGAAAUUGUCGGCAAGUUUCAGGCUUGUCAGAAAGCUUCGAGGAAGCUUUUGGAAGACGGGAAAAAGUAUGGCAAGAGUUUGAAGACGUUGUCUGCUAUGGAGGUGCGGCUGUUGAGCGAUUUCAACACCGGAGGAGUUGUUCGAGAUGGAGAACCUGUAAAAGAAGUUCUUAGUGGACAUCAAUCAAUUGCCAACCAGGCUGUGAGAGAAGCGAAUGACUUGGAUAAGCUUGCUAAGGAAACCGUGAUAGAGCCCCUGAAUAAGUUCCAGAAAGUUUUCACAGCCGUGAACGAAAGGCUGAAAGCCAGGGACGAACAAAUCAGCGCAAUCAUGAAACUGUCGGAGAAGCUGGAAAAGCUGCGGAAACCGGGAUCGAAUUUGCAGAAAAAGUGGAAAAUCCCGCAAGUCGCGCAGCAGAAGCAAAUGCUGGAGGCUGAGUUUGUCGACAGCGAAAGAGUUUUGGUGGAGGAACUCCGAGGCCUGUUUGACCUGCGACUCAAGUAUUUCCAGCCGAUUUUGCAGGCGCACGCUUUGGCGCAAAUUAACUUUUACGGGGAACAGUGCAAAAUUUUCGGGCACGUUGCAGCAGGGUUGCCGGAGUCUGUGGCGCCGGUGUCGAACAAAGAAUUCCAAGGGUUCCUCAACUCGAGUGUGGAACGGUUGAAAGAACUCAAAAUUAUUCGGGUUUCUGAGGCUUGAUCAUGGUUGUUGUGUUGUUUCUGCUUUGCUUCUGUGAUGACAACUUUUUGUUUUGACGAGUGGUUUACUUGAAAAGAAAAAUGCUCUCUUCACUUUUUUUUGCGCUGAUUAAAUUAUUCAUUGUUGACGGUGA
Messenger RNA from Notodromas monacha, 1855 nucleotides. NCBI's taxonomy places the organism in Eukaryota, Metazoa, Arthropoda, Ostracoda, Podocopida, Cyprididae. The record is from the annotation of a GenBank genome assembly.